GCAUACCUUCUCUGGCUUUAGUUAUUCUUAUCCUCGGCUUGAGUUAGGUCCCUUUUGCUUCGAGAUGCCUGGCUCUACAUUCAUCUCUACCAUUGGCUUCCUUGCUCUAGCAGUAACAGGGGCUAUGGCUCAAACGACAGAGUACAUGGAUCCCAGCACGGGUAUCACAUUCCAGAGGAUCCUAAAGAGCAACUACACCUUUGGUAUUGCCCUUCCCAAAACGUUCGGCUCAGACUUUAUCGGCCAAAUCACCAGCAGCACGUCCGAAGGAUGGGCCAGUGUAUCGUUUGGAGGCCGGAUGAUCAACAGUCUUCUACUCGUCGUCUACCCAGACGGCGAGAAGGUUACCGCUUCGCUUCGGGUGGCUCCCGAAUAUGCGUCGCCGCUGCUGUUCAAAGGCGGCGCAAUCCUAAAGCCAAUUCCCGAGGGCACCUCCGCGGACGUCACCGGCUUCUCUUAUACGUUUCUUUGCCAGAAUUGUAUUGUUGAAGGCUUGACAUUUGAUGGCUUACACCCUGUCGCUUCUCUUGCCUGGGCUACAUCUACUAAUCCCGUUACCCACCCUUCUAACCCUUCCUCUCUGCUGAACUACCAUGAUUUCUACGGUCGGUUUAACGCUGAUAUUCAGGCUGCGAGCUCGGUGAAGUUCGCAGAGUGGGCGGCAUUGGCGUCUGACGUUCCUGAUUUUCCGCCUGCUCCACCCGGAAGCGGCAAUGGCACCAUCCCAAACGCCCCUGUUCGCAAGGAGACUUACGACUAUAUAGUUGCGGGCGCGGGCGCGGCCGGAAUUGUGGCUGCAGAGCGCAUCGCCGAGUCAGGUGCUUCCGUUCUCCUCCUUGAGCGUGGGGGGCCGUCCAUUUACUCAACCGGUGGCGAAGUCACCAUGCCGUGGAACGACACGGUAACAAUAUUUGACGUCCCUGCAAUUUUCCGGCACAUCCCAUCGACUCCAGGAACUAACGCCUUCUGCGCUGACACGGCUGCACAAGCUGCCUGCGUUCUCGGAGGUGGUACUGCUGUGAACGGUAUGAUCUUCAUCAGGCCCCCCCAAAGGGACUUCGAUGACUUUCCCCAGGGCUGGCAUUGGGAUGAUGUCGCCGAUGCUGCUGAACGAUUGUACGAACGGAACACACAUACCUUGUACCCCUCGGCUGACGGAGAAUAUUAUGAUGGAACCAUCUUUGAUAUCGCCUCAAAAUCUUUUGAAUCCAACGGGUGGACGAGUGUGGAUGGUAUUGAGCAGCCCGACGCGAAGCAUAUGAUUUUCUCACGUGGUCCGUGUGGGAUUGUCAACGGCCUGCGAGGCGGACCUCUCCGAACAUACUUGCCCCUUGCGCAGUCUCUCAAGAACUUCAAGUUGGAACUACAUACCAAGGUUAUCCGAGCUGUGCGAACCAACUCAACUGUCACCGGAGUGGAAGUAGAGGUCAGCGGCGGAAGAGAGACCGUCAACAUUAAUCCUGGCGGUAAGGUAAUUCUAGCUUCUGGAGCCAUGUCAACCCCUAGAAUCCUCUUCAACUCCGGAAUCGGUCCUACCGAGCAGAUCGAAAUCGUCGCCUCUGGUAACACCUUAGUUAGGCUCCCCGAAAGGUCAGCCUGGAUCGACCUGCCAGUAGGAAAAAGAAUCCAAGACCACCCGCUGUGGCUCACGACAUGGAACAUCACUGGCGACGCGGCCCAAUUGCCCAUAGUCUCGGAGGAAGUUCUUAAGAACCCACCCGAAGAGAUGGUCGAGGAUUUUUCGCACGCAAUCGGCGUCUUCGUUGAGAACGACAUACGUAUGGAGGUGUUCACAGACAUCACACCGUCGCUGGACAACGUCACGCGCUACAUGCAAGUACAAUUCUACGGUAAGACCACGGGCCAGUUCAACAUGGAAAUCUUCCUGACGCACGGCUCGACGUCGCGUGGCGAGCUGGGAAUCACCGCCGAGGGAGCAACCUACCAUAUCAAGAACCCGCUGAUGAACACGGAAGGCGACAGAGAGGCCAUCAGUACCUUCGUUGAAAUGCUACUGGAAUAUUCCCGACGGCCAGACGCCGCCUUCGUCUGGCCUGGUCCCGGUGGCGCGAAUGCGACAGCUCGCGAUGUCUUGACGGGUAUGCACUCGGGAAUCCACGUUGUAGCAACGGCACCAAUUGGGACGGACGACGGCCGCGAAGGAGGGAAUGCUGUAGUCGACCUCGAUACCAGGGUUUAUGGCACCGAUAAUCUCUUCGUUGUAGAUGCAUCCAUCAACCCAAGCGUGCCAACUGGUAAUACGAUGGCUAUCACUAUGCUAGUGGCAGAGAAAGCGGCGGAGAAGAUUCUGGCUUUCGACACAAUGAAUGCUGCGUUAUAA
Molecule: messenger RNA, 2341 nt
Organism: Durotheca rogersii
Lineage: Eukaryota; Fungi; Ascomycota; Sordariomycetes; Xylariales; Xylariaceae
Product: FAD/NAD(P)-binding domain-containing protein
Exons: 2
Coding region: 65-2341 (758 amino acids)
Molecular function (GO): oxidoreductase activity, acting on CH-OH group of donors; flavin adenine dinucleotide binding
Source: RefSeq, a predicted model, not a curated record